AUGAAAGUCUGCAUGACGUUGAUGUUGUUUUUCGGUGCUGCAUCUCUCAUGGAUUCGAGCAAUGGACUUGACACGAUUGACUAUGGAUCUUUGAUAAAGAAUAUCUAUGAUACGUAUGGUACUGCGGGAAUAAUCAUAGCAUCCAGCGUGAAUUAUCAAUCAUUUUCAAGACUGACGGUCUGGCAGAGGGUGACGAGAAUGUUGUCCGAAAAAAAGAUAGCAACGGGUCUCGUCAACUUCGAACAAUUCAAAGAUAGACUGGAGUUUUACACCAGUCGAACUGUUCGACCACUCGUUGUCAUCCUGUUCGGUAAAAUGGAAGCAAUCAACCGUUUUUCACGACUCGCAGUAGCCAUAGACAUGAGCUAUCCCGUAUGGGUCUUUCUGUUCACUGCCGAGACCAAUUCGGAUGUCUGUAAAUUCUGUCAUGCGCCGCAUCAAAAUCUGUUGAACCUCAGAUUCAACUCGGAGGCCCUCAUCUUGUGCUGCAACUCGUUGAUUAUCGACGAGUGGUGGUCGAAAACGGAAAACCACACGAAUACACGAGAACUCGGGAAGUGGAACGAUGAGAGAAACGAAAUCGAGUGGUUCACUGAGAAUGCACUUUACAGUCGUCGAUCUUCGGUUGAAGGUCGGAAGUUUCGGGUUGCUAUUGUUAAGGGAUCCGGUUAUAUCUGGCAAAAAAACGCGGAGGUUUUUGGAUUCCUAGGAGGCCUUCUGAAAGAGCUCUCUCGAUCUAUGAAUUUCACGAUAUCAUCUAUAAUCACGACCAUCGGCUACGGAAGUUGGAACCCCGAAACGUCAAAGUGGAGUGGCGUGAUCGGAUCCCUCCGGCGAAAUGAGGCAGACAUGGCGAUUUCGGAGUUCAGCAUGACCCAUAAACGAUUAGACAUGGUUGACUUCACAAUUCCCAUUGCAGUUGGCUACGCCCGGAUAUACAUUCAGAAGCCUAAUGGUGCCCACGUCAAGUGGAAUGCCUAUUUCAAGGCGUUUGCAACGGAUGUUUGGGUCGUUAUCAUUGGGCUCCUCGUCACCAUGCCUCUAUUUCUGACCCUCAUCAAGUACAAGAGAAGGAAAUUCAGCCUUUUUCCACUAGUCGUUGAACAUUAUUCUUAUGUCUGGGGUAUUUACUGUCAACAAGCUUUAGCAGAAUUUCCAGCUGAAACUCCCCUCAGAAUCGUAUAUCUAUCAAUAUUCAUAUCCUCAUUGGUGGUAUCAGCCGCAUAUGCGGCGUCCUUGAUUAGCUUCCUCGCUGUUUCAUCAUCGUAUUUACCCUUCAAUACAGUGGAGCAAUUCGCCGCGGAUGGGACCUACAAGCUCGUCGUAUUGAAAGAUAGUUCGGAUUACGAUACGCUGAGGACUUCGAACGAGACAAUCGCAAACAAAUUGAUGUCACUCAUGAAGCCAUACUACCAACUCCCUCAAACUCUUGAAGAAGGAUUUCAGCAGGUGUGCAAUGGAAGAGUUGCAUUCAUCACGAAUGAAGCUAUGAAGGAUGCCGUGCUAGCGCCCAUGCCAUGCGAAAUAGCUUCCAUCAAAACAGGAAGAAUCGAAACCUUGGGAAUGAUUAUGCCACUGCGCAGUGAAUAUACAGCUCUAGUUAAUUUCCAUAUUCAGCGAUUCAAGGACAACGGAAUCCUCGAGCGACUCAAACAAGAGUACUUCAGACAAGAGGAUUCACCCGAACUCUCUCAUCCACCCGUGGAUCAAUGGGAAAUAGCACCGAUUCUGUGUGUUUUAACUGGUGGAUUCUUCAUAGCUCUGGUUAUCUUCCUGAUGGAGCACAUUUUCCAUUAUCUCAGGAAUAAAUUUAGAAAUUACAAGAUAAAAAAAUUCAGUUGCAGAAAAGACAGACAUGUUCAUUUCGCUCGGGAAGCUGUGAUUCCGUGAUAUGAAAAUGUCGCUGGAUUUUAAUGAAUUAAU
This is a messenger RNA of Diachasma alloeum, 1923 nucleotides long. RefSeq names its product glutamate receptor 1 (gene Ir114). The transcript has 8 exons. Lineage: Eukaryota; Metazoa; Arthropoda; Insecta; Hymenoptera; Braconidae. Bases 1 to 1890 code for a protein of 629 amino acids. The record is from RefSeq and is a predicted model, not a curated record. Gene Ontology annotation, cellular component: membrane. Gene Ontology annotation, molecular function: glutamate-gated receptor activity.